AUGUUGCUUUGUGAUGAGGCGGUGAAGGAGGAGGCGCGGCGAGCUGGACGGCAGAUCUCUAAGGAGGAGGCGUUGGAAAGGCAUACUAGUUUUAUUGAGACGUUUAGGACUGCGACGGCUGCGGCGGGGAGUGAUAGUGGCGAUGAUCGGCUCGUCGUUGUUAUGCGGCAGUUACUUCAUCGGAGCAUUGACUCACCGCACUUCGUUGUGAUCCAGUCCACGCCGAGAAGCCCGAGGCGAAAGGCCAAUGACGGCAACUCGAAGGCUGCAGCGCUUUCUCGGUCCAAGAGUUGUUUUCCGACACUAGUGCAGUGA
Dioscorea cayenensis subsp. rotundata (Guinea yam) is the source of this 315-nucleotide messenger RNA. RefSeq lists its product as uncharacterized. Bases 1 to 315 code for a protein of 104 amino acids. NCBI's taxonomy places the organism in Eukaryota, Viridiplantae, Streptophyta, Magnoliopsida, Dioscoreales, Dioscoreaceae. The transcript is spliced from 2 exons. The record is from RefSeq and is a predicted model, not a curated record.